Molecule: messenger RNA, 3095 nt
Organism: Indicator indicator
Lineage: Eukaryota; Metazoa; Chordata; Aves; Piciformes; Indicatoridae
Gene: DLGAP5
Product: DLG associated protein 5
Exons: 19
Coding region: 34-2598 (854 amino acids)
Biological process (GO): kinetochore assembly; mitotic spindle organization; centrosome localization
Cellular component (GO): cytoplasm; nucleus; spindle pole centrosome
Molecular function (GO): microtubule binding
Source: RefSeq, a predicted model, not a curated record
UGUAGCGGUGAAGGUCGGUGCAGGGUCAUCAAGAUGGCUGCUGCCUCCCAGUUUGCCUGUCGAUACAAAAAGGAUUUGAGUACAGAAACCCUCCGAGCAAAAGUUGCUCGCAGAAAAUCGAUUCUGCAAAAGGAGAACAGACACAAGUUGUUUGAAAAGGGCAGAAAGUUUGGAUUGGCAGAUGUCAACGUUCAGCUCUCAAAAGAAAGAGGAAUUUCUCAACUAAAUGAGACAAGAGAAAUAUGCUCUCAAGACAACAGCACUGUGAAAAAGAAACCAUCUAUGGAUGCAGCCACCAAGAGGAUUAAUGACCGCAAGGAAAUGCUCCAGCGCUAUAAAGAAGAAAAGGAGCUUCGAAAACUGAAAGAGCAGAGAGAGAAAGCAAAAAAGGGUGUGUUUAAGGUUGGCUUAUACAGACCACCUGCACCUGGAUUUCUUUCAUUUGUACAUGAAGAUUCAGUGAAGCCAAGAGAGAAGGCAGCUCCUGCUUCAGCUCCUACUUUCUCUGGGAGGAUUACUCGAUCGAAGGCCAAGAACCAAGGAGAAAAAACUGUGAUACCAACUGCAUCUAAGCCCUCUAUGGUCAGUGCCAAUGGGCAUAGCGUGCACUCUGUGCCAGCAGGACGUAAGCAGAGGAGUACAGACAAAGCAGCUGAAAAAGAGAAAGUGUUGCAGACUGCCACCCAGCCAGCCUUCAGUGGAAGAAUCACCAGAGCAGCUGCCUCUGCAGCUAGGCAGGUGCUGAAAACAGCAGGUCCUACCUCCACCACUGGUAACCAGUCACAGAGAAAGACAGCAAAUGUAGGAAAGCAGAAGAAAGGAGUCAAACCUGACAUCAUGGAGGUAAUUCCUUCUAAACAUGGAGUGGAUAAAAAAACUCAAGUGGACCCUAUAUUGAAAGAUUCUGCAGCUGAUUCUAAACCUUCAGCAUCAACAGAACUUCAGCAGGAACAAACCUCAGCAGAUAAUGAAAUCAGUUCUGCUUCACGGAGACCCAGGAUGCACUCUUUUGCACCUCAAAACUUUGUGUUUCAGCCACUGAGUGGAUUAGCAACCUACAAAGUUACGCCCAUGACUCCUCAGAGUGCAAAUGCGUUUUUGACACCAAACGCCUUAUGGGAUUUUUCAAACUCUCCAAUCAGUAUCACAGAAAAAUCCAGUGAAACUAAGGCACAAGAGCCUGAUUUAAAAAGUCAAGUUUCAUCUACUGAUAAGGGUGUUCAAGACCAGCAAACCACUACAAGUUUGAAAAGAGAAAAAGCCAGUGAAUCAGAUGAGAAAACUUCCAUUCAAACAUGGUGUGAAACAAUUCCUGUCUCUGCAGAUCCCGCAGCACUUGAAAUGAAGUCAGAUGAUAGCAGAGAGCAAGAGCAUGAUGUGCCCUAUUUUAGAAACAUUCUUCAGUCUGAGACAGAGGGGCUGAUGUCUCAGUGCCGCCAGUGGGAUGGAAAACUUGAGCUGGACAUCCCAGAGGAUGCUAAAGAUCUUAUUCGCACCACAGUUGGUCAGACAAGACUGCUGAUAGCAGAAAGGUUUAAACAGUUUGAAGGACUGGUGGAUAAUUGUGAAUUUAAACAAGGUGAAAAAGAGACCACGUGUACAGACCUAGAUGGAUUUUGGGAUAUGGUUAAUUUUCAGAUUGAAGAUGUGAACAAGAAAUUUAAUAAUCUAAAGAAGCUUCAAGACAAUGAGUGGCAACCACUUGAUGUCCCAAGACAAGAAAUUGUCAAGAAGAAGACAGUUCCAAAUGGAGUGUCUAAACCAAACCUGGGAGCAGCUGGAAGAGCUGCUGCCCGCAACCGGCUUGCUUCUGUAAAAGCAGCUAUGAGGAAUAAAAUGAAGCAUGAUGAAGCUGGUGAUUGUACACAUCAGGAGAAACUACCGGAAGUAGAAAAAGUGGUUUUUGAAGCAGGAUUUUUCAGGAUUGAAAGCCCUGUGAAAACCUUUCCAGGCAUGCUUUCAAAGACACCUCACAGAUCUUCCCAGCAGACUUCUGAAAAAUUUGCAACUCCAAGAUCAUCCAGCAAAGCCUUGCUUCAGAACACUCCUUCCGUUCUUCAUAACCCUGAGGAUACAACUGCAAACCAAACAACGCCAGUACUCCAAGAUUUCCACCCAGAACAAAAUUUGAAAGUGCACCAGUUUCCCUCUGGAAAAACUCCCCCAAUGUUAAAACUCCCUGAUGCCUUUCUUGAACCAAGCAUUUCUGUACUUUCAGAAGAAUACAGUCCUAUUGCUGGCACAGCAGAGGAAACUGAGAUGCUGGAAAAUCCUAUCGAUGAAUUUAAAGUAAUAAAUGGCAUGGAAGAGAUGGAACUAUCUGCUGAAGAUCAAGGGCAGGAUAUUGUCAUGUUCACUCCAGAGAAGGAGACUGGCACAGAGAAUAACUAUCCUCAAUCUGGAGAACCAAAAAUACAACCAACAGAUGUUUCAAGUAGUGAUUUGACAUCUAUUGGCAGAAACCCUUUUGAUAUGCCCACACUGGAUGCUGAGCUUCCCUUCACACCAGUCAAGAGCAAAGCCCAGAGGUUUGCAGCAGCUGAAGCGUUGGCUGACCUUAUUGUAUUUUCUCCUCUUUCCCCCUCUGGGCAAAAGUGAAAAGUGUCUUGAACUUCAAAAUGUGUAAAUUACAUUAACCAAAAAACCACAGUGGGUAUCUGGAAUGUACUCUGUUACUCUUGAACUGUGUUCUCAGUGAAUGAAUACCUGUAGUAUUUUGUGGUGGGACUUACUAAAGUGUUUUAUAACAGUCUGUGCUGCAGUCAUUGUGCAUUGUAUAUUCUGCUGCAUGUGAGUAGCAGAGUCCUUGCUAGUUAUACCUCCUGUAUCCACGGUUUGCAUAUUAUAAUUGCAACCCAACAUAUUUUUAUGUUUGUAUAGUUUUGUGUAUUUCAUAUAUACUUCAGGAUGUAAAACAAUUCAUCUUUAAGAUUCCUGUUCUGACCUUGCUUCCUUUACCAGAUUAGCUGUACCUGUGCCCGAUUUCUGAUGUCAGGGCACCUUUUGGGGGUGAGACUCAGCUCAUUGCCUCCCCCAAACCACUGUUUCAUACUUCGGCUGCUGUGGGGGUACUGGUACACUGGAGCUUAAGAUGC